AUGCGAUUACAAAUUGUAUUCAUCGUCAUUGCGUUUGCAGUUCUAUUCGAACAUCAAUGUUUAGCAGACAAAGAUAAAAGUACCAAAAAGAAAGGAAAAGGAAAAGAUGAGACAGAUGGCUGGAAUUGGAGAGACAAUUAUUUAGAUGAAAAUGAAGAUGCAUAUCAUCAUGAUAAACCAUCACAUCAUCAUGAUAAACAUAAGGAUUCAUAUGAUGACAAAUCAGACUACAAAGAUGGAAAGUCAGACCACAAAGAUGGAAAAUCAGACUACAAAGAUGGAAAAUCAUCCCAUAAAGAUGGUAAAUCAGACUACGAUGAUGAUAAAUCACGCCACAGUGGUGAAAAAUCAGACUACAAAGAUGGUAAAUCAUCCCACAAAGAUGGUAAAUCAUCCUACGAUGAUGAUAAAUCACGCCACAGUGGUGAAAGAACAAACUACAAAGGUGGUAAAUCAUCUCACAAAGAUGGUAAAUCAGACUACGAUGAUGAUAAAUCACGCCACAGUGGUGAAAAAUCAGACUACAAAGGUGGUAAAUCAUCCCACAAAGAUGAUAAAACAGACUAUGAUCAUGAUAAAUCACGCCACAGUGGUGAACGUACAAACUACAAAGGUGGUAAGUCAAAUUACAAAGGUAGUAAAUCAUCCUACAACGAUGAUGAUGACAACUCAUAUGAAAGACGACCAUCUUAUAACGAUGAUGAUGAUUAUCAAAGUUCAAACUACAAUCAAAAAAAUAAAAAACCAGAUGAUCUUGGUCAUAUGAAUAUCUAUUUCCGUGAACCAUCAAAAGAUGGUAAACGAAGAAAACCAAAACGUUUUCGUUUUCCAGUUGCUCGAUAUGAACGUGAACGAUUUCCUAAAUCAUUUGGUCCACUUAUUAGUUUUCUUCCAUGGUUACCAAUCUUUGCUGAUCGUCUUACAAAACAAACAAUUAUCUAUUCACCAACAGGCGGUGUUUAUAUAAUUCCACCAGUCAUCAAUUUCUACGGACGAAUGACUUCAGUUGCUGAACUUAUUUCAUCUGGUUAUGCUAGUUUAGUUAGCAGUGGAGCUCCACCACCACCAGCUGUUAAUGUUGCACCACUCGUACAACCUGGUCCAGUUGUUGGUCCUGGUGUACCAGCUGUUAAUCCAGUUGCAGGUGGUUUUACAGGUGGUGUUAAAACCGAUUUUCGUACAUUUGAAAAAGAAAAACAUCCAAAAUCAGUUGAAGGAAACCAUCGUUAUCACAACAAAGAUAAUUAUGAUAAACCACGAGGUGGUUAUUAA
Messenger RNA from Adineta steineri, 1272 nucleotides. The record is from the annotation of a GenBank genome assembly. Lineage: Eukaryota; Metazoa; Rotifera; Eurotatoria; Adinetida; Adinetidae.